Molecule: messenger RNA, 2776 nt
Organism: Triticum dicoccoides
Lineage: Eukaryota; Viridiplantae; Streptophyta; Magnoliopsida; Poales; Poaceae
Product: kinesin-like protein KIN-6
Exons: 23
Coding region: 282-2549 (755 amino acids)
Biological process (GO): microtubule-based movement
Cellular component (GO): nucleus; microtubule; kinesin complex
Molecular function (GO): ATP hydrolysis activity; microtubule motor activity; ATP binding
Source: RefSeq, a predicted model, not a curated record
UCUACCUCCGCAUCCGCCCGCUCCCGGCGCCGGAGCGGGAGCGCGGCUGCAGGCCUGCCGCCGGCCGCGCCAGGGCCAAGGAGCAGCCGCCGCCGCCCAAGAAGCAGCAGCAGCCGCCGGGGGUCUGCCUCGUCGCCACCGGCCCCGGCUCCGUCGCGCUCACCGUCCCCCAGGCCAAGCUCGUCGACCACCGGCGCGGCCGCACCGCCACCGAGGUCUUCGACGGCUUCUCCGCCGUCCUCCCGCCCGACUCCUCGCAGAAUGAUAUCUUUACUCAAGUGAUGAACCCGCUGGUGGACGAGUUCUUGGGAGGAAAGAGCGGCCUUCUGGUGGCGAUGGGUCCGACGGGGUCCGGCAAGACGCACACCGUCUUUGGUACUGCGAGAAAUCCCGGCCUAGUACCGCUCACUCUACAGAAGAUCUUCACUGCGGCAGAUGAAUCCGAAGGUGGCAACCAAUCGCCAAGAUCGUUUUACUUGUCAAUGUUCGAGAUACUCUGUGAAGGAAAAGGAGAACGGAUUCUCGAUCUUCUGUCUGAUGCAGCAGAACUGGCCCUCCAGCAGUCAGCAACAAUUAAAGGCCUUAAAGAGGUGGCCAUUUCAAGUGCCAUGGAUGCUGAGAGUUUAGUUUCACGUGGCAUGCUUAAGCGGAGCACAGCUGCAACUGAUGCUAACAGCGAGUCAAGCCGGUCACAGUGCAUCAUCACUAUACGUGCUGUUCAUAAAACUGUUGACCAACAAAGUGAGCACCAGAUUAGUGGAUCUGUCCUGACAAUUGCUGACCUUGCUGGAGCAGAGCGAAAAAAGAAUACCGGAAAUAAGGGUUCAAGGUUGUUGGAGAGUAACUUUAUCAACAAUACGUCCAUGGUUUUCGGUCUAUGUCUGAGGGCUUUAUUAGAUCAUCAGAAAAAUCAGAAGAAAACCUUGGAGAAACAUUUUAAGAACUCAAUGUUGACUAGGUACUUGAAAGACUACCUGGAAGGAAGGAAGAAGAUGACUCUGAUUUUGAACGUGAAACCAGGAGAAGAUGACUACGCUGAUACAUCAUAUUUGCUCAGACAAGCAUCUCCUUACAUGAAAAUAAGGUACACCAGCCUUGAUGAAUCUUCUGAUUUGGUUUCCCAAAAGAGAACCAAUGUUUCCCUGGUUUGCCAAGAGAACAAGAAAAAGAGGAAGGUUAACAAGCCCGAACCUGAAGUUGUUACGGCUGAAGAAAAAGAGCUGCAAAGAGUGUCUCGAAGUGAACAAAUCAUGAAGAACCUUUUCAAUGCUUUAUGGACUGUUUCAAAACAAAAGAUUUCGGAGUCUGAGGUUGCUGCUAAAAGCAUGCGGGAAUUGCUCAAAGAUAAAGACAUUGAAAUUCUAGAGCUGAAAAAGGAGUUGGAUGACCUGAAGUCUCGUUGGUCACACGUUAAGCAAAAUGAUGCUGCAUCAAUUGCUAUAAGCUCGGUUUCUCAAACUGACCUGGCCAGUGACGCUGCAUUAGACAAUUUCCAUUUGAGCACUGAGUUGGUACAAAAGAUCUCAGAAGAAUGUACAUAUUCUGAUCCAGAAAUGUCUUCAGCUUAUUGCGAUAUGACAGAGAAAUCCGUCGACUGUGAUACCUCUGUUGCUAAUUUGAUAGAUGAACAAGAAUUGAGCUCCAGAUAUUUGAAGAAAGAGGCAUGCACUCCUGAUGUUACUGAACCCAAGUGCGAUCUGAAAAAGGAAAAUACGGAGAUAAUGGGACAAGUGGGCAACAAGGAAUCUGAUGGUUCUGAGAGUUCUGAACAGACUUCGGCACCUGACGGUGGUGUAACACAUGCACCCAGUCAUUUGGAUGAUCCAUCUGAGCUAAGCUAUACAGAACUUCGUAUUGUUCCAUGUAAUCUGUCCGCACAGUUUACUGAUAUACAAGUUAGCGAGAAAGCUCCCAUGGAACAAAGUAAAGAAGAGCUAAGCAGCAAUACAGAAGUGGAGAGUAUUCAACAUGGCGUCGACAUAAAAGAAAUGAAGCAGCAUGAUUAUCAAAGUUCAUCUCAGCAACUGAACUGUGAUGCUGGAGACGUUAGCUCCAAUCAGCCUUUCUUAGAGUUGCAAGGCAUGGGUGCUGCUCACCAGAAUCUUGAUGAACUGGUGCCUGAGCCAGAAAUUUGCGAGCACACGGUAAAGGAGGCUGCUGCAGAACACGCACAUGGCCGACAUGUACCAGACGAAGGGCUUCCCCAGACGAAGGCUUCAAUAGCUCCAACCAAGGACUGCCAGGCAGGGGGGACCGCGGAUGACCAAAAGGAGAACCUUUGCCAGAAAGAAGCAAAUGAGGACCUUUGCGCUUCGAAGCCUCGUGAAAACACAAAGAAGACGUCAAGCAGGAGGAGGCUGCUGCCGGUGGCGUCCAUGAUGCUCAAGGAGUUCACCGGCCCUGCCAUUGAUGCCGCGGAUACCAAGAGGGCCACGGAUGGAGGAGGCGCCAAGACAUUGUCAGGCGAGCAGGCGGCUGCUGGGCGAUCGGACGCGCUCAUCCGGCUCCUCAAAGCGAAAUCUCCGCCCAUGAGGCAUCGCCGGGGCUAGAGAAGAGUACCCACUCAAUUAAAUUAUAUAAAAUUCGUCAAAUCACCUCGGUUUGGUGUAGCUACUUGUCCACGCUAUGGCGCUUUUGUAGGAUCUUCAUCAAGUCCAGUUCACAGUUAGACUUAUGGUGACACCUGGAAUAUUUUAUCUAUCUAAGAAAUGCUGUCAUCGUCGCGCAUUCAUAUAGUUUGCGAUUUUUCUCGGCAAAGAACUAGUACAUAGCGAAA